Molecule: messenger RNA, 3759 nt
Organism: Chara braunii
Lineage: Eukaryota; Viridiplantae; Streptophyta; Charophyceae; Charales; Characeae
Source: the annotation of a GenBank genome assembly
UCGAUCUGGAUCAUCAUGAUGGCUUUGCUGCUGCUACUCAUCGUCACCCUCCUCCACCAACACUUGGACUGCAGGUCAGUGCGUAGCAGGUCGCUGCGAAUGCUUCUUGCGUCGUUUGAUGUGCUUAUCCUGCACCACCAGAGCGUCGACCUCCUGCUGAUUGGUGAGUUUGUGGCAGCUACAGAAGCAGGGUAUCAUCGCCGACAUGAAGAUUUACGGCGACGCUCGAAUAACAUAGUUUUAUCUCGACACGUCUCCUCCUCCAGCAUCAGUCUACGGCGACGCUCGCAAAACAUAGUUUUAUCUGGACAUGUCUCCUCCUCCAGCGUCAGUCUUCAGGGUCGUCCAUCUCGGUCUUCUACCAGGACGGCAACCGUGUUGGAUGAUAACGAUAGACCCCAAGGGAACCAGCAUGAGUACUCUAUUCGUAGUGGUGGACAUGCUUGCGAAAAUCGCUGCAGCAGCGAAGAUCGAAGUACUGCCCGUAUGAAUACAAUUACCAAUACUCCUGUCAGUGAGGGGAAAACUCCCAACGCAAGGAGUAACAUUUUUCACUGUCCAUGCCGCCGCAGUCCGGCGAACAGUAGAAGGACAAAGCAAAGGAGAAAGCAAAGGCGAGAGAAAGGAGUGACUGACUUUUACCACGCGGAGGAGGAAGAGGAGGAGGAGGAGAACAGGGAGGAGGAGGGUGAUUUGAAGCUCCUUCGUAAUCGUGGGCUGAGACGGAAGUACGAAGGUUGGGGUCUUUCCUCGCCAAUACGGUCUACGUGGAACAUGAAUCUGCUCUACCCGCGCCCUCGGGUCAUUGAUUUCAGCAACAGGGCCUCAUACUCUUCUUCAAUCGACAGACUGCCAGUUGCAAUGGCGACGACAAAAUCUAGGCCAUCAACUGUGUACUUUUUUAAGGAGGACUCUACAGGUGCACUGAACUCCAGCAACACUGUGGUGAAAACCACUCCUUCGCUGCCCAGCAUAGAUUCCAGAAAAAGCUCCUUCAAGUUCACGACUGUGGCUGGACCUUGGGAAGGCGCUGAUAGAGUGCAAGGGAUCCUGGUGCUGAACCCCUACUCCCUGCUCGUGGCGGACAACAGUAUGGACCUGGUACGAAAGGUGGGCGUACUAUACGGAACCAACAGUGUUGGGGAGUUUGCAGGUCUUGAAAGACCUUUGGGGCUGGCAACGCAUCCCAAGCAGCAAACACUGUUCGUCUCAGGAGCGGACCGAAUCUGGGCGAUCCCUUUGGACCCCAGUUUGUCGUCGAUUAGCUCCCCGGAAGUCCUCACUGGUCCGCACACGUACUCCCUCAAUACGGGUCUCAAGGACAGCGCAAAUGCAUCAGAGGUUCGGGUUGACCACGCAUACAUUAACCCCAGAUCCAUCUCUUCGGAUGGGAUCGUGCUUUACGUAGCGGACCUCGGCAACAACUGUAUUCGCCGGGUGAGCACCGUCACCGGGGCCACGGAGACGGUUCUCACCCCACAAUUAGGCUCUUUGGACGGGGACUGGUAUCACGAGCCGUUCUCUCGCCCAGUCUCUCCUGUCCUCACAGCCGAUGGCUGUAAUAUGUUCUUCGGAGAAGACAGAAGGAGUGGAAGGGUGUGCUGGGUGACAUUCACAGAGCCCGGCGGAAGCGUGCGGCAGGUAACGACCAUCCUACGACUCCCGGGCUCCAAUAGAAUCCAAUGCCUGACCCUUUCUGGCGACGACCGGUUUCUAUAUGUCGGGACCUCCGUGUCCGUCAUAUUCAGAUAUACAAUAAACUCCUCCGCUCUGCAUAAAUGCCAGCAGAAAGGGACAUCAGUGCCAGCAAUCACAAUCACACCUACGACCGCAACAACGCCAUUGAUGCCCACAACUCCAACAGCACCAACUGCAGCUGCAGCAUGGGGAGCUUACUACGUUCCUCCUCGGAUUCUGGACCGCUACCUAGCUGCAUCGGAAACACCAACGUCGGGUGAAACGGCGAAGACAUCGCCUACAAACCGAGCGCCGGUUGAAGCGGCGGAGACAUCGCCUAGUACAAACCAAACGGUUGGAACAGCAGCUGCAUCGCCAACGACGCCAAGUGCUCCGCCUUCAGGAAGGAGCACAAACACAGACAUGGAACGUGCUGGUGCGAAGCCAAGGAGCGUAGAUCAUCCUGUUCCAGCGGCAGAUGACUCUGAGGCGGCGAAGCAAAACUCUUCACCAGCAGCGAAGGUGCCAUUUUAUCUGGGCAUGGGGUGCCUUGGGGGUCUUUUGGUGGGAGCCAUUGUUUUGUGUGCAGUUGGAAAGAAGCUUUCCAGAACAUGUACUUCCGAAGAAUCUUAUGUCAAAACGAAAUCAAGGGCGGACGAAGCUCAGAGCCCACAAACUGCACGGACAAACAUGGCAGAGGAGAAACUUUCUCCGCUGCAGUCUCGCUGGAUGUCUCUCCCUCGUGGAGCGUCUUCUGAUGCUACGCCCAAUUCUGCUGCUGAGGCUGAGUGGCAGGCAGGUGCUCAUCAAGAAGUGCUUUUUCUGGAACGAGCGUUAUCUGCGUCAUUAUUCCUAUCGAGGACAGGAGCAGUGUCGGAGAAACCUUGUACAGUCACCACAUCACACGGGGUCACAAGCAUAGGUGUGAGGAGUGAGUGGACUGGGGAAAGCCAAGCUUCCGAUGGACCCGUAAUCCUAGAAUCCAUGCCAGGGUUGACGAGAUUCACACUCUCGGAGUUGAGCUCGGCGACCGGAGAUUUUGGAGCCGAUCAUCUGCUCACAGGCAAAGGAGGGGGGUUCGGCGACGUGUACAGGGCUACUAUGAUGGUUGGACAGAAACCUGCAGAUGUGGCGAUUAAGGUCAUGAAAAAGGGAUUCGGCAAGGCCAACGCUCUCAGACGCAAGCAAUUUUCUGCAGAGCUGCAAACGCUGAGCGAGUUACGCCACAAACAUCUGUGCAAGCUGAUAGGGUAUUGCCUUGAAAAGAAUACCUGCAUGCUUGUGUACCCAUUUAUCCCCGGUGGUAGUCUCCACGAUCGACUGCACGAUCCUGCAUGGCCGAGCUUGGAUCUCGAUGAGCGAUUACUGAUCGCCAAGCAAAUGGCAACCGUUUUGCGAUACAUGCAUCAUGAAGUGGACCCUCCGAUCCUUCACCGCGACAUCAAGAGCCACAAUGUGAUGGUGCAGGGUCACGGAAGCAAGCUGAGUGUCAUCCUCAUCGACUUCGGACUUGCGAAACUGGUCAGCGAAGACGACGACGACUUGAUUGGGAUGAGCUUUCACAGUAGUGGUAGCAACCUAAUGCAGACGGUCAGUACGCUAACUGCUGCGGGCACUCCAGGGUACAUGGCGCCCGAGUACGUGAUACAGAGGAUGUUGACGACGAAGAAUGACGUGUAUGCGUUUGGCGUUGUUCUGUUGGAGCUGAUUACGGGGAGGAGGGCGGUCAUAAGGUCGACGCAUCAGCCACGUCAGAACACUUUUCUCGUGACAGAGUCUCGACAAUUCUUGCUUCACGACUGCAACCCGAUGAACUAUGAGCUGCUCGCUGGUUUCUUCGACCCCCGGCUGACGUCAACCUUUCAGUCCAGGGAGGAAUGGGAGGUCGUUUACUUCCUCGCAAUGUUCGCCAUGAGGUGCACGAAUGAUGCCCCACAGCUUAGGCCUACCAUGCAGGAUGCUGUGAACUGCAUCUGUUCACAGUGCAAGGCAGUACCCGUCUGAGUGUGUUCGCUUUCAAAUUGGUGGGGCAUACGAUUGCACUGGGGCCAUCAUGAUGGGCCCAUCACUGCAUAUCAAUUG